Molecule: messenger RNA, 1018 nt
Organism: Corticium candelabrum
Lineage: Eukaryota; Metazoa; Porifera; Homoscleromorpha; Homosclerophorida; Plakinidae
Product: transcription factor Adf-1-like
Exons: 4
Coding region: 1-732 (243 amino acids)
Molecular function (GO): DNA binding
Source: RefSeq, a predicted model, not a curated record
AUGGACGUCGAAAUCGACUGUAAAGCUCUAAUUGAAGCAGUACGAAACUUCCCUUGCCUUUGGAAGAAGGUCUCCGAAUCGGUUGGCAGCACUGAAGAAAUCUGCGCAAAGAAAUGGCAGUCGCUGCUGGACAAAUAUGUCCAAGACCUGAAGAAGGUGAACAGCAUUCAGUCUGGUGAUGAAGAGCCUCCGAUAACGUCGUCUUGGCCGUACUUUAUUCUCCUGAGCUUUCUUGAAAUCUCAGUGAGGCACAAAACGACAUGCAGCAGUUUCCCAGCUAGUCAAACAGACGAUAGAGAAGAAGAGGUGGAGGAAACUAAAAGCAAUCCAAUAGAAGUUCUUGACAUAUUAAACAGUCCUACAUCUCCUGCUACUCAUUCUCAGUCUCCUCUCGCUUCUUCUCCUUUCUCAGACUCAUCAGGCUCAUCUAAAGUGUUCAAUCCUACUGAUGUUACCUCAUCUAGAAAGCAAACCAGAAAGAGAAAGGUGCAAGAACAAGUAGACGAAGCUCUACUUGACUUUGUCCAUCAACUGAAACCGAAGCGUUCCCAACCUGAGGAGGAGAGUGACGAGGUUGGUUUGUUUGGCAUGCAGAUUGCUGCAAACCUACGGCGACUUCAACCCCACCAGAAAGGAAUGGCAAAGAUUCGGAUACUACAGGUUCUGUCGGAUGUGGAACUUGGCACGAGUCAAGUUCAGGACGAGUCACCUUCGUCCUACUCUUCCACCUAACCUAGUUUUUCAUCUCUCAUCUCCAUUUACGUCACCGGCUUUUUUAAAAGCCAAAAUUGAAGAGAGCAAUUUCCUGCUGACAACCUAUAUAUACAUAUAUUCAUGCAUUGCAUACUUAAUAAUACAAAAAUGUUGGUUUGAUAAAAUGGUGGGUCAGGACUGCUGUAUGUAGAGACAGGUGUUUCCAAAAUAAAACUACGAAAAAAGUUGCGUCCAAGUAUGCAUGUCUACGAGGAACAGAAUUCGACACCGCAGCGACACACACACACACACACACACUCUCUCU